Messenger RNA from Sphaerodactylus townsendi, 672 nucleotides. It is a transcript of the gene TWIST2, whose product is annotated as twist family bHLH transcription factor 2. The transcript has a single exon. Gene Ontology annotation, biological process: developmental process; regulation of transcription by RNA polymerase II. Gene Ontology annotation, molecular function: DNA-binding transcription factor activity, RNA polymerase II-specific; protein dimerization activity; RNA polymerase II transcription regulatory region sequence-specific DNA binding. NCBI's taxonomy places the organism in Eukaryota, Metazoa, Chordata, Lepidosauria, Squamata, Sphaerodactylidae. Bases 8 to 511 code for a protein of 167 amino acids. The record is from RefSeq and is a predicted model, not a curated record.
AGAAGGAAUGGAAGAAAGUUCUCUUUCGACUGUUUCUCCUGUGAAUAGCUUGGGGACCAAUGAAGACAAACAGGAGAGGCAGGCAAAAAGAUCCAGAAGGAAGAGAAGAGAGAGGGAAAAGUCCUGUGAAAAUGGAAGCCCAAGUCCAGAAAAAAGGGGGAAAAAGUCCAGCCCAAGUGCCCCGUCCCACGAAGAACUCCAAAACCAAAGGAUGCUUGCUAAUAUCCGAGAGAGGCAAAGGACUCAGUCUCUUAAUGAGGCUUUCACAGCCUUGAGGAAGAUAAUCCCAACUCUGCCUUCUGACAAACUCAGUAAAAUCCAGACUCUCCGACUGGCUUCCAGGUACAUAGACUUCCUUUACCAGGUACUGGAGAGUGGUGAGACGGACACAAAGAUAACCGGCUCCAGUUACGGAGCUCAUGAGAGGCUCAGUUAUGCUUUUUCUGUGUGGAGAAUGAACGGAACAUGGUCACUGUCUGCCUCACAUGGACUAGUAUCAGGGGAAAGUUAAUUCAGCUGCCAGCGUGGUACGUAGCUCUUUCUCUCUUGGACUGCUCAUAGCCUGUUGUGUGCGUUUGUAUCUUCUGUGGAGGAGACAAGCAAGCAAGUAACGUGGCACAUGUGACUGAAGAAAGACACAGGACACAAAUCCUGGCCCUGCAAUGGACUUAC